AUUGUCACCGGUUUUGUAUGCAAGCUAUUGUGGUAUAAUUUACAUACUAUUGUUUCACGGCGGUGUUAUACACCACAAGUUAUGUCGUAUGUGGACGUAGGAUGAUGAUAGACAAUGCUCAUGUUAAUAUAGAAUUUGUGAUUUGACGUAAAGAAAGAUUUUCCUCAACACUCACCAUGAAUUCCGGUCUGAGCCCUCUCCUCCUCCUAUUAUUUGCUGUAGUUGGCAUAAGGAACACUCUAGGAGUUGGUGUGUGCCCACAAGGAUGCUACUGUGACAAGCAAUUUGUUGACUGCAGCGCUCUCAUGAAGUUUCCCACCAACUUACCAGAUGACACUACGAGAUUCCGGUCUCAGUUGAUGAAUGUUUUGACAAUUCCACCAAAAGCGUUUUCGUAUCUGAAGAAUAUCAGUAAAAUUGAAAUAAACCAAGGUAACAUUGGGACAAUCCAGAGCUGCGCCUUUGCUGACCUACCCUCUGUGAAGCAGCUCCUGUUUGAAAAGGCGGUUAUUGGAAACGUUGAAAGUUAUGCUUUCAAUGGCUUGACGGAGGUUGAUAAAAUUGAGUUUACCAACAGCAGGAUUGGAAGGCUCAAACCCUUUGGCUUUUCUGACAUAGAAUCUCUGGGGAUGUUGAGCUUUAUAAAUACCAAUAUACCGAACUUCUACAGUCACGGUUUGUACAAUAUCAGGGAAGUCUCUACGCUGUAUUUCAAGAAGAACAAUGUCAGUGAUAUGGUGACAGGUGCCUUAACUGACAUUAAAAACAUUUCAAACGCGGAAGUGACCAGUAACACCUUCUGGAAUAUGCAUUGUGGAAAUCUCGACACUUUGUUUUCUAUGGGACGUAAUGUCAUGUUCGAAGAUAACCAAUUCUACUGCAACUGUUCAGUGAACUAUAUACUGAACACAGUCGGAAGAGUCAAAUAUGGGGUAAUUCUGCCAAAAAAUAAAUGCCAUGGCCCGAAAGCUCUAGUUGAAAAAAACACCCUUUGGCACGUCUUUUUUCAUGAGCUAGGGUGUAGAAACCAGGACCCGUCAACGGCAUUACCUUGCACACAAAUUAAGCUCAACUUUAAUCCAAGAUGCGCACUCAUUCCAUCAACACGUGGUAGUAAAGAGGACUUUGGAGACAUGCACGACCACGACCAUGAUGAUGAACAUCCGAAAGGAAAUGGAAACGCACUACAAGCGCUCGGAACAACAAUGAUCAUUUUACUCUUGUCAAUAUUUAUGUUGAAAUGUUGAAUCUAAAAAAACUUACAUUUUGCGUGAAAUUUCACAGUAACAUUAAAAAAAACUUUCUAUUUUAUUUCCAAGACCAAAAAGUUAAAUGAAUUAAGUUUAUUUUGAGUAUGAAUACAAAUGUUAAUAUACAUAAUACUAUUUAUUGUUUACUUAAUUGUGAUAAUGUGGUUUCACAGCUAUGGCUAAAUGCAAACGCAUUCAUAUGGAACAGUGCUGUUUUCGUAAUGGUGAUAAAUGAUUCUGCAUUAACAUAUAAAUGUAACAUUACAAUGGACCAAUUGAUCAGAACAUUGUUAUCAUUGAACAACAAUUCAAUAUUGUUGUAAACAACAUUAUCGUUAAAUUUAAAAUCUUGACUACUCUGAGAUUAUUAUGGGCACGCUUAAGAUCUGCCAUACUUCUUAAACAUAUUGAGAAAGCUGUUUCGGCUAUCUUGUUGUUUAAAAAGCAUAUAAUAAAAUAGUUCACAUGUAAAGUUAACAAACAUUUCCUUAACAAAGUUGUUAACUAUAACGAAAUUAUGUACCAUCCGUAGGAUAUUGUUUUAUUUGAUAGUCACAUUAAAUACUCGUAGUUUUGUUGAUGGAUGUGCUCAGCUUCUCAAAAUGAUUAAACGGCUGCAUAGUAUUACAUAGCUGAAUAAUUUAACGCCUGAUCAGGAAGUCAUUUGUCAUGAAAACGAAUUACAUGCGACUUAAGUUUGUAAAUACUUAUUAAAAACAUUGAAAGCAGUUGUUUCCCAUUUUUGUUAAGAAAGUAUCAAUCUCCGUCGCAGUGAUCUCCCUUGAGCAGAAAUGAUCAAUGACACCAUGUACAAAAAAAGACCGAUUUAAACUAUAUAUUCUGUUAAAACAAAUAUGUUAUGCACUAUUCUAAUAAAAGUCCAGUAUAUAACAUUGUUCCAGAAGUAAAAAAUAUAUUUCAAAAACAAACAUUUUUUUUAUUUUUUUUUAAAGUGACGUCACCUGAUUUUGACCAUCAUCCCAUGACAUUCUUGGAGACAGUGAUUAAUGUACGGUAAAGAGAAAUAACCGCUGUGUGGAGUUUGGAUUUCUAGAAUAGCACUUGAUUGUGCAUAACAGAAACAUUGUGUACCCCUAUUUACAAACACGAGGUUGAAUUAAAAUUAUUUCAUACAUAUUCUGUAUGUAAUAGUGUUUGCUUGUUUGUUAACCAUGAGCAAUAAAACAUUGAUAUAUA
Mya arenaria is the source of this 2447-nucleotide messenger RNA. Its product is annotated as slit homolog 2 protein-like. Lineage: Eukaryota; Metazoa; Mollusca; Bivalvia; Myida; Myidae. The record is from RefSeq and is a predicted model, not a curated record. The transcript is spliced from 2 exons. Bases 177 to 1247 code for a protein of 356 amino acids.